This is a messenger RNA of Sesamum indicum (sesame), 1606 nucleotides long. RefSeq names its product nudix hydrolase 10. Gene Ontology annotation, molecular function: NAD binding; ADP-ribose diphosphatase activity; NADH pyrophosphatase activity. NCBI's taxonomy places the organism in Eukaryota, Viridiplantae, Streptophyta, Magnoliopsida, Lamiales, Pedaliaceae. The record is from RefSeq and is a predicted model, not a curated record.
CCGCCCAAUCAUAUCAUGUGUAUAAACCCCAAACACUUUCGGAUCAGCCUCCCCACUCUCAGUCAUAUCAUGUGUAUAAACCCCAAACACUUUCGGAUCAACCUCCCCACUAUCAGUCGCAUAAGCAUGCUUCUCUGAAUUGUAUGGGUUUUGAUGAACAUCUCGACUGUUUGGUGUAUUUUCUGUUCAGUUUGAUCCGGUUUGACGUUGUUUAGUUCAGGGUUAGGAUAAUGGAAUUUGUGAACUCUGUGUUUUUUUACUCUGCGCAUGAAUUUGCUGAAGCUGUUGCUGAACUGAGAAUUCGGUUUUGGUGAAUUCGGAGGCUGUAUGUUUGUCUGAGUAAGCCAUUGUGUUCGCGAGUAAGCUUGCUACUAUGUGCUACGCGCUAUAAUCAGCUCAACUUGAGGAUAGUUUGGUGCUGUUUGCAGAUUAAUGGAUAAAGCAACUUCUGAAAAUGGAGUAGAGGAGGUUCAGCUGCUUCCUUUUUAUCCUGAUGAGCAUGAAGGUAUCAUCGUGGAAAUGAAGGAGGCUAUGGAUCCGGAUGAUUUUAGUGUGAUUCUCAGAUAUUCACUUUCACAGUGGAAGUUGCAGGAAAAGAAGGGAGUAUGGAUCAAGCUACCAAUUCAACUUGUGAAUCUUGUUGAAAUUGCUGUGAAGGAAGGAUUUAUGUAUCAUCAUGCUGAACCUCACUAUUUGAUGCUUGUAUACUGGAUUCCUGAAACUCUUAGUACCAUCCCAGCUAAUGCAACGCACCGGCUCCGCAUUGGUGCUAUUAUUAUGGAUGAUAAGAGAGAGUUGCUUGUUGUUCAAGAGAAGUUUGGCAAGCUUCAAGGAACAGGUAUUUGGAAGAUCCCUACGGGAAUUCUUGAAGAGGGCGAAGAUAUUUUUUCAGGUGCAAGAAGAGAAGUAAAAGAAGAAACAGGAAUUGAUACAGAAUUCAUGAAUGUACUGGCAUUCAGGCAAUAUCACAAGUCUUUUUUCCAGAAGUCAACCUUACUUUUCCUAUGCAUGUUAAGGCCUCUAUCCUUUGACAUCCAAAGACAAGACUCAGAAAUUGAGGCAGCCCAGUGGAUGCCAAUUACUGAAUAUGCAGCACAACCUUUUCCCCCAGAAUACUCCAUUUUCAAGCAUGCUGCGGAUAUCUGCCUAGCAAAGGUUGACAAGGGUUACGCUGGAUUCAGUCCACUGCCAAUAGCAUCAUCCUUCAGUGAUCAGAUCAGCCACCUUUACGUUAACAAGGAGGAUCUGAACCUGUGACAAUCUCCAAAUUUGUCUGUGGAGAUGGGCAGUGUAAAGGAAAUUUUUUUGUAAUGGUACAUAUUGGAAUUGAUUUUUCAUUUCAAAUCCCAUUACAUAUACUGUCCUAUUUAAUAUAUAAACGCCAUAUGUAUAAAGUAAUAUUAUUUUUAUACAUGUGACGUAUAUAUAUUAAAUGGAAUAAGAGCUGUAAUGUGAUUUGAAAUUGAAAAAUGUCAACCUAACUUAAAUAAAUUGUAACAAUUUGUUUGUAUGGGUUGUUGAAUCAUAAAUAUGGAAGUGAUUCGAGUUUGGUUUGCUUUUAGCUCUCAUCACUUAUCGAAAUUGAGCUACCGGCGUUCAAAUUGUA